Molecule: messenger RNA, 2196 nt
Organism: Episyrphus balteatus (marmalade hoverfly)
Lineage: Eukaryota; Metazoa; Arthropoda; Insecta; Diptera; Syrphidae
Gene: alka
Product: glycine receptor subunit alpha-2
Exons: 11
Coding region: 607-1959 (450 amino acids)
Biological process (GO): signal transduction; nervous system process; chloride transmembrane transport
Cellular component (GO): membrane; synapse; neuron projection
Molecular function (GO): extracellular ligand-gated monoatomic ion channel activity; neurotransmitter receptor activity; transmembrane signaling receptor activity
Source: RefSeq, a predicted model, not a curated record
AUGUUUCGUCUUCCUAUGCUAAAACUUUCGUUCGUUCGUUCGAUGUAAUAUACCUACAUCGUCAGAAGUGUUCUUUGAUUGUUAUCUUGGAUUAAAAAUAAUUGUAUUGUGCUAAUUAUAGAGCUGAGCUCAAGAGUAUUUGUGAUAUUGCUUCGCAAACAUAUGGUCUCGCGCAGUGAAUUAUUAAAAUACCAAUAAAAUAUGAAACAUUGUAUCGCAUAGAAACCCAUAUUAUACCGUGCGUUGCAGGAUAAAGUGUCUGUUUUAUUCUAUGCGGACAGUCUAUUGGGAAUUGUAACACUUUCUUAUAUCGGGCAACUUAAUUUUACUACGAUGAAAACUCAACUACGUAAAGUCCUGUAAUUUGUGAUAAGAUAAAUUUAUUUUCAGCGAAUUGUUGCGUCUCAAUAUCGGCGAGUUGAUGUAGAAGUGAUUUUUUUUUUACUUCAAAAUAUGCUGUCGAGUUUUUUAUUAAGUGCCUUAAUUUUAUGAAUUUAGAAAACAAAUUAUAUUAAAGAAAAUCAUAAAAAGUAUCUUGAAAAUUAAAUAAACGUGAAGUGAUGAAUAAAAUAAUUAUGUAUAAAGUGAGAUGAUUUUAACUGCAUAAUGUUGAGGAAAUACAUCAACUCACCAGUAUCAAUUGGAUUAGGAUUUACGUUGCUUUGGCUAAUAAACGCUACGGAUGCAUAUAUGAACUACACAGCUAAGCCUCGAGUAGUACUUCCUCACAACUAUGUUAAGGAAAUUCGUCCUCCUUCUAGAAAAGGCGCACCAGUGAUAGUGGAUUUUAGCAUAUUUGUUGUAGAUAUUAACUCAAUCAAUGUAGAGGACAUGGACUUUAGAGUAGAUAUGUUUGUACACCAGAGAUGGAUGGAAUCUCGCCUAGACAUAUCAGAUGAUAUUUUUGAAGAAGGUGAUGACUAUGUGACACUUCUUCCGGAGUUUUUUGAUAAUCUUUGGCAACCAGAUCCUUAUUUUUUAAAUUCGAAAAUAGCAGAAAUCGCGACCCUAACACAUAAAUUUACAUCUGUUACUCUCUACAAAAAUAAAACAAUUCGAUAUGCAGCUCGUAUGCAUGCAAUUAUCGCGUGUCAAAUGGAAUUUCAGCUUUAUCCAAUGGAUAUACAAGUUUGUCCCAUUUACAUUGAGAGCUUUUCUUACAGCAAUCAAAAAGUUAAACUCCGAUGGUCAGAUUCUGGUGUUACUUUAAAUCCUGAAUUAAAGCUUCUGCAAUACAACUUAGGACAACCAUUGGAAACGGAAGAGAGCGAUGGUUAUAUGCCUGAAAAGGUGGGAAAUUUUUCCCGGCUAACUGUGUAUUUUCGAUUUGAGCGACAAAUAGGACAUCAUUUAAUACAAACAUUUGCUCCUUCAUCAUUGGUUGUAAUGCUUUCAUGGUUCAGUUUUUGGCUUGGAUUGGAUGCAAUACCGGGAAGAGUAACAUUGCUGGUAACAUGUAUGUUGACAUUGGUAACAAUGUUUACGGGACUGAGGGCGGAUAUACCACCAGUUGCCUAUGUUAAGGCACUUGACUUAUGGAUGGCUGGUUGUAUGGUGUCUGUUUUUGCUGCACUAGCAGAAUUUGUUGUUGUUAAAGUUUUAGAGGUUCAGUAUCAAUAUCAAAUCAAUAAAGUGCCUAAAGUUCUUCCAAUGCGAAUAAGCGCAAUGGAAAAAGGUCAAUGUGCAACGGUCGCCAACUGGGAGAGCGGAGCAGUUCGAUCCCGAAAGGCUACACAAACUCCAACAACCCCGGGACAGACUUCAUUGCAAGGGAACGGUGGACCACCGAAAACUGCGCGACGGCAAAGCUUAUUGUCAGUGGCAUGGACGGACAUAGACACUGGCGUGGAAAAGAUAAUGUGGCGGGAAAUAGACAAAGUUUCGCGGGCAGUAUUUCCAAUUCUAUUUUUUGUUUUCGUUUUAUUGUAUUGGCCGAUAUUAUUGUUGAAAUCGUCCUAGGAUUUAGGGAGCUCCAGAAUAUCACUUUCUGGACUCCAAUAACAAUGGAAUGAAAAUAAAUGUUUUCUAAAAAGUAAAUUUUAUCAAAUAAAAAUUUAUAUGGAAUAAUUUUCACCUCGCUCAAACAAAAAAUAAAAAAAAAACUUAAAUAUUACUAAAAGUGAAGAUAUAUAUUUUAAGGAUGUACACAUAAAUACUAAAUUAAAAUCAAACAACUUAUAGUGUUAAAAACAAGAA